CAGAUGCGGGCGCCCCUGCACUGGAGUCGGACCCUUCUCCGCUGGCUGCGAGUUCGAGUCCCGACGCGGGCUGCAGGGAUGGCGGUGGCGGAGCAACGCGGGCAGGGCGGCGGCGUGCGCUCGGUGCUGGGCACCAUGGAGUUCGGGCGGCGGGCCGGCCCGGAGGCGAGCGGGGCCAUGGUGCGCGCCUUCCUGGCCCGCGGGCACUGUGAGCUGGACACCGCGCAUAUCUACGCGGGGGGCGAGUCGGAGCGCAUCCUGGGCGCCUGGCUGGCGGCGGAGCAGGGGCCCCUGGCAGUCAAAGUGGCCACCAAAGUUAAUCCAUGGGAAGGCAAUACACUGAAAGCCGAGUGCGUCCGCUCCCAGUUGGAGACGUCCCUUCAGAGGCUGCAGAGGAAGACGGUGGAGCUGUUGUACCUUCACUCUCCUGAUCACGGAACUCCCGUGGAAGAGACGCUGAAGGCUUGUGACGAGCUGUACAAAGAGGGGAAGUUUCAGGAACUGGGUCUCUCCAAUUAUGCUGCUUGGGAAGUGGCAGAGAUCUGUAGCAUCUGCAAAUCUAACAAUUGGCUGAUGCCCACGGUGUACCAGGGCAUGUACAACGCGACGACUCGCCAAGUGGAGACGGAGCUCCUGCCGUGCCUUCGACAUUUCGGAAUCCGCUUCUACGCCUAUAACCCCUUGGCUGGAGGACUCCUGACCGGGAGAUACAAGUACGAAGAUAAAGAUUUGAGCCAGCAACCGACUAGCAGGUUUUUCGGGAAUGACUGGGCCAAAGUCUACAGGGACAGGUACUGGAAACUGCACCACUUCCAAGGGGUGGACGUGGUUGAAAGCGCUCUCCGAGAGGUGUACGGCCCCAAUCCCCCAAGCCUGACCUCAGCUGCCCUGCGCUGGAUCUAUCAUCACUCAAAGCUGCAGGGCGACCGUGGGGAUGCAGUCAUUAUAGGGAUGUCCAACAUGGACCAACUGCAGGAGAAUCUCAAGAGUAGUGAAGAGGGACCCCUCCUCCCGGGGGUGGUGGAGGCUUUCGAGAAAGCGUGGCACCUCACCGCCCACGACUGCCCCAACUACUUCCGCUGAAGGCGAGCUGUCUGGAGGAACCGGAGUGCCGGGCAUCCCCUCGCAACUGGAAACUCCAUUCCCAAAGCCCCCCCUUUCUUCCUGAGAGUUCCUUCUAUCCAAUCGUGAACCUACACCACUAUUGCCUUAAAUUGGGAGCAUUUUUUUCCUUCCUGUGAUUGUUUUGUCUCUGCAAAUUCUCUCUUAUCCUCCUUAAGGAAGCCAGUUUUAUGAUAGCCGUUAAAUCACUUAGCCGUUCCCCAACUCCCUUCCCUGAACAGCUACAAGCAGAAAAUUUAGAGCGGAUGAUACAGGAAAGAAAUUGAUUUUGCUUAAACUGAUCCAUACGUUUUUAAACUCCAGAUUCCUUCUGUCCGUAGACCAGGUCUGCCAGAAUAAAAUCAUUUCUUGAACAA
Elgaria multicarinata webbii is the source of this 1478-nucleotide messenger RNA. It is a transcript of the gene AKR7A2, whose product is annotated as aldo-keto reductase family 7 member A2. The transcript is spliced from 7 exons. The coding region runs from base 4 to 1083 and encodes 359 amino acids. Lineage: Eukaryota; Metazoa; Chordata; Lepidosauria; Squamata; Anguidae. The record is from RefSeq and is a predicted model, not a curated record.